Capsicum annuum is the source of this 2962-nucleotide messenger RNA. RefSeq names its product CLIP-associated protein. NCBI's taxonomy places the organism in Eukaryota, Viridiplantae, Streptophyta, Magnoliopsida, Solanales, Solanaceae. Gene Ontology annotation, cellular component: cytoplasmic microtubule. Gene Ontology annotation, molecular function: microtubule binding. The record is from RefSeq and is a predicted model, not a curated record. Gene Ontology annotation, biological process: microtubule cytoskeleton organization.
UAAAAUUUUCCCCAGUUUUUCUAAAAGCUCUCUUUCCUCACGUCACAGUUCACUCUCUAACUUUUCCUACCAUUUCUCUUUCCCAUUCCCAUUUUCCACCGCAAAUCUGACUCUCAUCGCACCAGAUCGGAGCCGAAGAAACUCUUGCAAUGGAGGAGGCACUGGAAUUGGCGCAUGCUAAGGAUACAAAGGAGAGAAUGGCGGGGGUCGAGAGACUCCACCAACUUCUCGAAGCUUCUAGAAAGAGCCUCUCUUCUUCUGAAGUUACUUCUCUUGUAGAUGUUUGCUUAGAUCUUCUUAAAGACAACAACUUCAGAGUCUGUCAAGGUGCUUUACAAUCACUUGAUUCCGCGGCCGUUCUUUCCGGUGAACACUUUAAGCUUCACUUCAAUGCUCUUGUACCUGCUGUUGUUGAAAGAUUGGGCGAUGCCAAACAGCCCGUGAGAAAUGCUGCUAGGCGAUUGUUACUUACUUUGAUGCAGGUUUCUUCACCAACUAUCAUCGUUGAGAGGGCAGGGUCUUAUGCUUGGAUGCACAGAAGUUUCAGAGUUCGAGAAGAAUUUGCUUGUACUGUUACAUCAGCAAUUGGUCUUUUUGCAUCAACUGAGCUGCCCCUUCAGCGAGCUAUUCUUCCUCCUAUUUUGCAAAUGUUGAGUGAUCCUAAUCCUGGUGUUAGAGAUGCAGCCAUAUCGUGUAUUGAGGAGAUGUAUUCACAGGCUGCACCUCAGUUCCGUGAUGAACUUCAGCGCCAUCAUCUUCCUACCAUGAUGGUAAAAGAUAUUAACUCCAGACUAGAGAAGAUUGAGCCCAAAAGUCGUUUAGCAGAUGGAAUUCCGAGAAACUAUUCAGCUGCUGAGGUGAGAUCCACUGCUCUUAAUCCCAAGAAAAGCAGCCCACAGGCUAAAAGCUCAACAAGAGAGGUGUCUCUUUUUGGAGGGGAUGCUGAUAUCACGGAGAAACCUGUCGAGCCAAUUAAAGUGUACUCAGAAAAGGAGCUGAUAAGGGAGUUUGAGAAGAUUGCCUCUACCCUUGUGCCAGAGAAGGAUUGGUCUAUUCGUAUUUCUGCUAUGCAGAGAAUUGAAGCUAUUGUUAUUGGAGGUGCAACUGAUUUUCCUUGUUUCCGUGGACUUCUAAAGCAACUUGUUGUCCCUUUGAGCACACAGUUAUCUGAUCGGAGAUCCACCAUUGUCAAACAGGCUUGCUAUUUAUUGAACUUCUUAUCCAAAGAGCUUUUGGGAGAUUUUGAGGCAUGUGCUGAGAUGUUCAUUCCGGUUCUUUUCAAGCUUGUUGUUAUUACUGUUCUUGUAAUUGCAGAAUCUGCUGAUACCUGCAUAAAGACGAUGUUGCGCAACUGCAAAGUUGCUCGUGCACUUCCUCGAAUAGCUUAUUGUGCAAAGAAUGAUCGAAAUGCCGUUCUUCGUGCAAGAUGCUGUGAGUACGCACUUUUAAUCCUGGAACAUUGGCCUGAUGCAUCUGAGAUACACCGUUCAGCAGAACUCUAUGAAGACCUUAUAAAGUGUUGUGUAACAGAUGCAAUGAGUGAGGUACGAUCAACUGCAAGAACUUUGUACAGAAUGUUUGCAAGAACUUGGCCAGAACGAUCCAGGCGUUUGUUUAUGUCCUUUGAUCCUGCUAUCCAAAGGAUCAUAAAUGAGGAAGAUGGUGGAACUCACAGACGACAUGCUUCACCUUCUGUUCGAGAGAGGAGCCCACACUUUUCAGUUGCUUCUCAAACAUCUGCUUCUUCACAAAUUUCUGGUUAUGGAACAUCUGCAAUAGUUGCUAUGGAUAGAAGUUCCAGUUUACCUGCAGGCACAUCCCUCUCCCCUGGGCUACUCCUGUCACAAACAAAACCUGUGGGUACUGGCACAGAACGUAGCUUGGAAAGUGUACUUCAUGCCAGCAAACAGAAAGUUUCUGCUAUAGAAAGCCUGCUCAAAGGUCUGGAUAUAUCUGAGAAAAGUCGAUCCUCUAGUUUGGAUCUAGAUUUGUAAUGGCAAUGAUGAAAGUUCUGCUGCCAACAAGCAUGUUGCACUUCAACAACUAAUUGAAGCUGUUAUCAAAGAUCAAUCCAUAUGGAGUAAGUACGUCAAUCAGAUAUUGACUGCUAUGCUUGAGGUGCUAGAUGAUUCGGAGUCGUCAAUAAGAGAACUUGCCCUAUCUGUGAUAGUUGAAAUGCUGAAGAAUCAGAGAGAUGCCAUGGAGGAUUCAGUCGAGGUUGUAACUGAAAAGCUGCUUAAUGUAACCAAGGAUGUUGCUCCAAAAGUUUCAAAUGAAGCUGAACAUUGUUUAACUACGGUGUUGUCUCAGUAUGACCCAUUUAGAUGCUUAAGUGUUGUUGUUCCAUUGCUCGUCACCGAAGACGAGAAGACUCUUGUAACCUGUAUUAACUGCUUGACAAAGCUUGUAGAGAGGUUUUCCCAGGAAGAAUUGAUGUCUCAGCUACCUUCAUUCUUACCUGCCCUAUUUGAUGCCUUUGGAAACCAGAGCGCAGAUGUUCGCAAGACUGUUGUGUUCUGUUUAGUUGACAUGUACAUCAUGCUUGGCAAAGCAUUCUUGCCAUACUUGGAAGGGCUGAAUAGCACACAGUUGAGAUUGGUGACUAUUUAUGCAAAUCGAAUAUCACAGGCUAGAACAGGGACUCCCAUAGAUGCUAGCCGCAGUUAGCUGGUGCUAGCUUCUUUGGUAUUUCCUUCUUUGGGUGCUCCCAUAGAUGUUUAUGAGGAGUUCGAUCUUGUCAUUUUAAUCUUUGAUGUGCCCUGUAUAUCGUGUGAAUGUGCAUUUUGAAGGUGGGUAAAGUUGUAUUCUUUUAUUCAACUGUCUUCAUAUUUUUUUCCUCCCACAUCAUUGGUUGGGAGUUGGAGAUUGCGUGUGGGGGACAAAGGUGAAGUUGUAAACAGUACAUGUACUUUUAAUGAAAUCUAUAGUAUUUUAAGUACCGGCUUUAGAAGCUGAGACAAUA